Messenger RNA from Acromyrmex echinatior (Panamanian leafcutter ant), 1492 nucleotides. Its product is annotated as 4-vinylanisole receptor-like. Gene Ontology annotation, biological process: sensory perception of smell; detection of chemical stimulus involved in sensory perception of smell. Gene Ontology annotation, cellular component: plasma membrane. Gene Ontology annotation, molecular function: odorant binding; olfactory receptor activity. The record is from RefSeq and is a predicted model, not a curated record. Lineage: Eukaryota; Metazoa; Arthropoda; Insecta; Hymenoptera; Formicidae.
AUAAUUUUCAAAAAGUCGCCAACAAUCUCGCUUGAAAGAUAUCUAAGUUAAGCAUUGUGUGUGAACUCGUUAUGAAUUUCCGAUUCCUUGCACAUCACUGGACGAACCCUCGGACGAACAAUAACCGGAGGGAAAGUCAAUCGUUCGCAUACGCAUGGCUAAGCACCUAGUCAUAUACAUAUGACAGACAUAAAACGCACAUGCACGCGAUACUGAAGUCAUUACUUCUCCGCGCUUGCGUCGCGAGAAACGGAACGUUGCGUAACGUCCGCGUUUCAGUCAUCGUUGCGCUUCGCGAGCGACAGUAUGCGCGAUCGAUUCCAACUUGCAGGAAGAACGCUCAAGAUGUACAAUGUACACCAUAAGCACGACAUACGCUACACAAUGCAGCUGUGCCGCUGGGUGCUAAAACCGAUUGGCAUGUGGCACCCGAUCUAUGGUCAUCCGUCGCUAAAUGAGAAGUUCAUCUCGAUAAUAUUGAUCGUCAUGUGCUUCUCCGCUCUAUGUUUCGUCCUGAUACCUGCCGGAUUUUAUACUUUAUUUCGCGAGAAGGACAUCAACAUUAAAGUCAAGCUUUUCGGUCCGGUCGGCUUCUGCCUGACUAACACGAUCAAAUAUUGUUACUUUGGUGCGCGUGCUACCGCGUUCGGAAGAUGUAUUCGACAUGUCGAGGACGAUUGGCGGAUCGUGCAGCAUCAAACUCGCGAGAUAAUGCUGAAGAAAGUGCUGAUAGGACGCAGACUCACCACGCUGUGUGCGAUUUUCCUUUAUACCGGUGGAUUAUCUUACCAUAUAAUAAUGCCGUUAUCUUCCAGACAGGAAAUUAACGAGAACUACACGAUUAGAAUACAUACUUAUCCCGGUUACGACAUGUUUUUCGAUCCUGGAGCCAGCCCUGCUUAUGAGAUCGUGUUCUGCAUUCAUUGCCUAUUCGCGAUGAUCACGUAUCACAUCACGACGGCAUCCUGUAGCUUGGCAGCGAUUUUUGUAACACACGCGUGCGGGCAAAUAGAUAUACUAAUGUUAUUGUUGGACGAUUUGGUUGAAGGGAAAUGGAGCAAGGACACCACCGUGAAAAAACGUUUGAGCGCGAUAGCGAAACAUCAUGUACGAAUACUGAGAUUUUCGGCCAGCGUGGAGGAAGUGCUACGCGAAAUAUGUUUACUGGAACUGCUGACUUCUACCUUGACUAUAUGUUUGCUCGAAUAUUAUUGCCUAACGGAGUGGAAAAAUAGCGAUGCCAUAGCCAUCUUGACAUAUUUCAUCUUGUUGAUAUCUUUCACAUUUAAUGUUCUGAUAUUUUGUUACAUCGGUGAGCUCCUCGUGGAACAGUACAGCAAAAUUGGUGCCGCUGCUUAUGAAAUCGAUUGGUAUAAUUUAUCUGGGAAUAAAGCUCUCGAACUCGUGCUAAUCAUCGCAAUGUCUCAUUAUCCGCCUAAACUUACAGCUGGCAAAUUUAUCGAUUUAUCCAUGAAUACAUUUGGUGUUGUAA